UAAAGUAGAAGAACACAAACAAGAAGAUGUAAAAGAAGAAGAACAACAACAGAAACAAAUGGUUGAAUCUCAAAAAACGAAUUUGAAGAAGAAAUUGCAGCAUCUACAUUAUGGCAGCAAGGAGCCAGAUAAUCCUUCUGUUGUUUCCAACAUCUGUACUGAAUUAUAUAUCCUUGGGGUAGGAGAAAAGGAGGUUGGCCAUGAGCAUGAGGUCAGACAGAUUGAGAGGUCUUCAAGAUGGGACACAACAGCGGCCACUGCUAUUAACUGUUGUGAAAUGUUCAAGCCACUGCCUGGACAAGAGGAACACAUUAGGACUGUGCUCACAACUGGCAUAGCUGGCAUUGGAAAAACAGUGACAGUACAAAGGUUUAUCCUCGACUGGGCAGAAAACAGAGCCAAUCAAGAUAUUCCGUUGAUGCUUUUGGUAUCGUUUCGAGAAUUAAGUAUGUUGAAAAGGCAUCACAUGAGCUUAACAGAGUUGCUGCAGCAAUUAGGAAAUACAAUAAGGGAUGUUGAGAUGCUACACCAGUCCAAAGUCCUGUUCAUCUUAGAUGGUUUAGAUGAAAGCAGAAUUACAUUAGAUUUUGGAAAUAAUGAAACAUGUUAUGACAUAACAGAAGAUACUUCAGUAGAUGUGCUGUUGACAAACCUCAUCAAGGGGAAUCUGCUUCCUUCUGCUCUCAUCUGGAUAACAACCCGACCAGCAGCAGCCAGUCAAAUCCCUCCUGAGUGUGUGGGCCGCGUGACAGAAUUAAGGGGUUUCAGUAAUCCGCAGAAGGACGAAUACUUCAGGAAGCGAAUCAGUGAUGAGGAUCUUUCUGAAAGAAUCAUUAAACAUCUAAAGUCAUCCAGUUUACUCUACAUAAUGUGCCACAUUCCAGUCUUCAGCUGGAUUGCAGCCACAGUUCUGGAAACUCUUCUCAGAUACCAAGAUGAUGCAGGAGAAAUUCCCAGGACGGUCACUCAAAUGUAUAUACACUUCUUGAUCAUGCAGACAAGUGUUAGCAAAGAAAAGUACACAGAGAGAAAAGCCACGGAUAAAGAGAUCAUACUCAAAUUAGGACAACUGGCUUUCCAACAGAUGGAGAAGGGUCAUCUCAUCUUCUACGAGGCAGACCUGAGAGAGUGUGGCAUCGAUGUGAAAGAAGCAUCCCUGUAUUCAGGAGUGUGUACACAAUUCUUCAACGAGGAAACUGGGCUGUAUCAGGGAAGGCUGUUCAGCUUUGUGCACCUGAGCAUUCAGGAGUUUCUUGCAGCUAUCUAUGCUCACAUAUCUUUCCUGGAACACAGGAUCAAUGUAUUUCAGUCGACCCCAAGCAUGGAACUCAGUGAAAAGUACAGGGGUUCAAACCUGUCCAGCUUACACAAGGAUGCCAUUGACCGGGCGGUGCAGUCACCGAACGGACACCUGGACUUAUUCCUGAGAUUCCUGCUGGGCUGUUCCAGAAGGUGCAAUAAGGAACUUCUAAAGAAAAUCUUGGGAAUGGUGGAUAGCACAAAGGGAAGGGACUUGACUGCCAAGUACCUCAGGAACGUAAUUGCACAAAACCCCUCACCUGAGAAAAGUAUCAACCUCUUCCACUGCCUGAAUGAGCUGAGUUACAGAAAGCUUGUGGAAGAAGUGCAGCGUUUCCUGUGCUUGAACAUCGUCCCACGGCUCAAGCUGUCCUCUGACCAAUGGGCUGCCCUGGUAUUCAUCCUCCUUACCUCAGAGAAUGACCUCAGCACCUUUGACCUCGACAAGUACAUGAACUCCAACACUGCUCUGCAGAGGCUGAUGCCCGUGGUCAAAAAAGCCAAAACACUUCGGCUUAAGAAAUGUAACCUGACGGAGAAAAGUUGGGAGGCGCUUGUGGUUGUCAUUCACUCACCACGGCUUGAAGAGCUGGAUCUGGGUGGCACUCACCUGCAGCAUUGCCAUGUCAAACACCUCUGCUCUGCUCUCACAUCUGUAAACUGCAAACUGCAGAGACUAAAGCUGAAUGGUUGCAAGCUAAAUGAGGAUAGUUGUGCUGCCAUGAUUGCGGCCGUCGGCUCAGUCUUGGCCAGUCUGAUCGAGCUGGACAUGAGUGAUAAUCAGCUGGGAGAUGCUACUGUCAUGAAACUCUCUCUAACCCUGGCCACUACUCAGUGCCAGCUGCAGGAACUCAGGCUGGGAUGGUGUGGUGUGAAGGAGGAAGGGUUCCUCUACCUGGCGACUGCUCUGCAGGCAAACUCCUCCCACUUGAAGGAGCUGGACCUCAGCAUGAACACACCAGGAGACGAAGGAGUAUGCAAACUUUCCACCGCUCUCAGCGAAUCACAGUGCAACCUUCAAAUACUCAAGUUGAAUAAGUGUGAGCUAACCCACAGCAGCUGCUCAUCUCUGGCGGCCCUCAUUCGCUCUGAGUCCUCAGGUGUCUUAGAGCUGCACCUGAAUGAUAAUAACCUGCAGGACGCCGGCGUGAAGACUUUAGCAGAGGCACUCAGCACACCUGGGUGCAAACUACAGGUGCUCAGGCUGUAUAACUGUGGAAUCUCUGAGAGGGGCUGUGGGUAUCUGGCAGAGGCAUUGAGAGCAGGUCCCUUUGGCCUGCGAGAGUUGUACCUGGACUGCAACCAUGCGUUGGACUGCAGAGUUAACCCUUUAAUGGAGCUGCAGAGCACCCUUCCACUUGACAGACAACUAGAGAAGUUGGACAUUAAGGACUCGUAAUCCGACCAAGUGCAUGCAGACCUGCGGAGGAGUGGUGUGUGUGUGUGUGUGUGUGUGUGUGUGUGUGUGUG
Messenger RNA from Engraulis encrasicolus (European anchovy), 2769 nucleotides. Its product is annotated as NLR family CARD domain-containing protein 3-like. Gene Ontology annotation, biological process: intracellular signal transduction. Lineage: Eukaryota; Metazoa; Chordata; Actinopteri; Clupeiformes; Engraulidae. Bases 59 to 2698 code for a protein of 879 amino acids. The transcript has 7 exons. The record is from RefSeq and is a predicted model, not a curated record. Gene Ontology annotation, molecular function: protein binding.